Perkinsus marinus ATCC 50983 is the source of this 1962-nucleotide messenger RNA. RefSeq lists its product as hypothetical. The transcript has 14 exons. The coding region runs from base 14 to 1714 and encodes 566 amino acids. Lineage: Eukaryota; Perkinsozoa; Perkinsida; Perkinsidae. The record is from RefSeq and is a predicted model, not a curated record.
AGUAGUAGUUUUAAUGUACUUUCCAAACGAAGGAUUAACUCCAGCAGAGUAUCGAGCUGAUACCCGUCCUCCAACAGCUACCCAUGCCGAGUUCCAACACAAUAUGGACAUCAAUCGUCUUACUAACUCUAUACGGACAUACUCCUUUAUAUGGCUAGUAGUUGGUAUGGUUGGAGUAUUCGAUUCAGUGGUAUCAAUAAUUACAUAUGGUAAAGCUCAAGAGAUGUACUACGUAUCACCAUCAUCGAUGUACUUACUCCGAUCCAUCAUAUUAUGCUGUGCGAGCUUUCUCUUAUUAGUCUGGGAAAUACGGGAAAGUAAAAUGGCGACAGUUAUGUCAUGUAUACUUUAUUUAUCGUAUGCACCCCUGCUCCUUCUGGAGCUCAUUGCAGAUCUGUCAUGUUCGGGCUCCAAGUCUGCGGAUACUUCUUCCAUUUUCUACAGCUGCCAACCCUUUCAGGAGUACGAUGGCUACACGUUGGUGUACAAGGUGCAUACAGCAGUAUUGUGUGCAUUCGCUAUGUAUAUGGGUUGGUUGUUAUGUAACUAUAUUAAGAAGAAUGAGGGCAUUAAAAAGCAAAGGAGAGAGUCUAGUACAUUGAGAGCAGCAAGAGCUAAGUGGCGAGCUACGAGUGAUGCGAUGAUUGCAGCAGCAUCAUCCAAGCGUAAUACGCUACCAUUAGUAACCCCACGUAGGGGAAGGGUUGACUCAAUGCAGAGCUUUUAUACAGUCUCUGGAUCGGACUUGAAUGAACCCCUAUUGGAACGUAUGGAAAACGGAGAGAUGAUGCCGAGCAUUGAAGUGCCUAUGUUAUGUAAGGAUGACGAUGACCUUACACCGGAUGAACUGCUAUGCAUCCGUGAGCUACGAGAAAGGCUUAAGAAUUCGGAAUUAACGAGGAGAUACGUUACGCAUGAUUGGCUCAAGUUGGCUUGGUCUCGUAAUCUCGACGUUGAUAAGGCUGAGGCUCUAGCGCGUCGUCACGAAGACCUUCUGAAGAAGUUACCUAUUCGAGAGAUAACAGAGUCUGAAAUCCAACGAAACUUCAGCGCCGGGUUCAGUGUAAAAGCCGGUCGAGAUCUCGACGGUAGGCCUAUGGGGUGGGUGAGGAUGCGAUUCAUGUCACCAGCAACCAUACCAAUAUUAUGUGGCGUGAAAUCCACAUGGAUGGCGUUGGAUGCGGCUCUAGCCGACCCUGCAUCGGUACGCCUUGGUGCGUGUCUGGUGUACGACUUUGCUGGUAUUGGUAUGAAGAAUAUUACGCUUAACGUGGGAGAUAUCAAGAAGGGAGCUCUUGCUGUCGGCUUGGGUCAUAUAUCACACAUUAGCCGCGUUAUGUUCGUCGAUGCACCAUUCAUUUUCCGAGCAGCUUGGGCGGCUGUAUCACCACUAUUGCCCUCAUCUCUGACCAAUGUUGUAACAUUCCUCAACACAACUCAUGAUGGUGAUGUUGAAUGGUGUGCUGGUGUGUGUGAUCCUGCCGAGCUACCAGCAUAUUUAGGUGGCGAAGUCGAUGGUGAUUAUUAUUCCUGGUUAACUACAAGAUUGGCUGGCUCUCAUUUGGCCUAUCGCGAAUACUGGCCAACGCCGAGUGGACCUGAGGACAUUUCGAGUGCCUCCACGAGCGGCAGCGCUUCUCCUCCAACUGCUCGUCAGCCUCUCCAUGAUACAACACUGCCGGGUGGUAUUGUGGACCAUGAAACUAGGUUCUAAGCUUGGCGCAGCCGAGGCAAUGUUGGUAGAGAAGUUCGGUUUUCACUGGAGCUGGUGGGUUGGUUUGGUUGUCAGUUUGGCAAUCAUGUAGUUGGAAGUUCUAUUCCUGGCAGGGAUACUUAGUACAUUGUGCUGGCUAAUUGUGUUACUAAAGCUAACAAUAUCUCCUAAUCAAUUGUCCGAUUGUGCCCGUGAUCAUCAUCAUCAUUAUUAUUCCAGAUUUACGGUACGCCAACGCCUCUAUACGA